Molecule: messenger RNA, 1344 nt
Organism: Molossus molossus (Pallas's mastiff bat)
Lineage: Eukaryota; Metazoa; Chordata; Mammalia; Chiroptera; Molossidae
Gene: CFL1
Product: cofilin 1
Biological process (GO): actin filament severing; actin filament fragmentation; cell motility
Cellular component (GO): lamellipodium; actin cytoskeleton; actin cortical patch
Molecular function (GO): actin filament binding
Source: RefSeq, a predicted model, not a curated record
AUGGGCGCGCGCUCCGUGCCAUAGCCCCGCCUUUCUCGGACUACAUUUCCCGGUGUGCAGUGUGGGGCUGACGAAAAAGACUGCUACCCAGCGACAGAGGACGGCGCAGAACCCUCGGACUUCAUUACCCGUCGGCCCGUAGUGGGAGCGCCGGAAGCCCGCCCCGCCCCUCAUUGUGCGGCUCAUACUAAACGGAAGGGGCCGGGAGAGGCCGCGUUCAGUCGGAUCCCGGCAGCAGCUGCAGCGGCUCUCGGCUUUUUAGGCUCUUCUUACUCUCUCCUUUUCGCUUCCGGAAACAUGGCCUCUGGUGUGGCUGUCUCUGAUGGAGUCAUCAAAGUGUUCAAUGACAUGAAGGUGCGUAAGUCUUCAACACCAGAGGAAGUGAAGAAGCGCAAGAAGGCGGUGCUCUUCUGCCUGAGUGAAGACAAGAAGAACAUCAUUCUGGAGGAGGGCAAGGAGAUCCUGGUAGGCGAUGUAGGCCAGACAGUAGAUGACCCCUACGCCACCUUUGUUAAGAUGCUGCCGGACAAAGACUGCCGCUACGCCCUGUAUGAUGCGACCUAUGAGACCAAGGAGAGCAAGAAGGAAGAUUUGGUUUUUAUCUUCUGGGCCCCUGAGUCUGCACCCCUUAAGAGCAAAAUGAUCUAUGCCAGCUCCAAGGAUGCCAUCAAGAAGAAGCUGACAGGGAUCAAGCAUGAAUUACAAGCAAACUGCUACGAGGAGGUCAAGGACCGCUGCACUCUUGCGGAGAAGCUGGGGGGCAGUGCUGUCAUCUCCCUGGAGGGCAAGCCUUUGUGAGCCCCCUCCAGCCCCCUGCCUGGAGCAUCUGGCAGCCCCAGACCUGCCUGUGGGGGUUGCAGGCUGCCCCCCUUCCUGCCAGACCGGAGGGGCUGGGGGAAUCCUAGCAGGGGGAGGGCAAUCCCUUCACCCAGUUGCCAAACAGUCUCCCACCCCCUGGACCUUCCUUCUCCUUCCACCCUUGACGGUUCUGGCCUUCCCAAACCGCUUUUGAUUUUCUGAUUCCUCUUGGGUUGAAGCAGACCAAUCCCCCCUACCCCAAGCACCCCAGUUUGGGGAAGGGCCUGUAUUUUUUUUAACGACACCCCAACUUCCCACCUGUUCUCCCUCUCCCAUGCUGCCAACUUCUAACCGCAAUAGUGACUCUGUGCUUGUCUGUUUAGUUCUGUGUAUAAAUGGAAUGUUGUGGAGAUGACCCCUCCCCAUGACACCUGGUUUCCUCCCCUUUUCCACCCAGUCAUGGUCGCUCAUGGAAACAGGACCAGUAAGGGACCCUCAAUUUAAAAAAAAGAAAAGAAAAACACAACAAUAAAAAGGCUCACUUAA